Molecule: messenger RNA, 387 nt
Organism: Lycium ferocissimum
Lineage: Eukaryota; Viridiplantae; Streptophyta; Magnoliopsida; Solanales; Solanaceae
Exons: 2
Coding region: 1-387 (128 amino acids)
Source: RefSeq, a predicted model, not a curated record
AUGCUAAAUGUGAGUCCUUUAUCUCAACAAAAUGUGAGUCCUUUAUCACCACCAUUAUCACCACCGCCACCACUGCCACGUCAGCACCACUGCCAUCCACCACCACCUCCAAAAUCUGUGCAUUUUGCUCCGAAGACGACAACCUUGGAGAGUAAACACUCUAACCAUGAUAAAAACAACGAUAAAAAGCACGAUAAAUCUCAUGGGAAAUCGAAAAAGAAGGCAAAUUGGGGGAAGAAACUAGGAUUUAUGUUUGUUGGUGUUGCUGGGUCUCGCAGCAUUGGCGUGCCACGAUGUGAAAGCAAAUAUAAUAUGACUGGUACUUAUAUGAACCAAGAAGGAGGUGAGAUUGUGAGUAGUAGUCAUCACGAUGCCAUUUCGGAAUAG